Molecule: messenger RNA, 918 nt
Organism: Aureobasidium subglaciale EXF-2481
Lineage: Eukaryota; Fungi; Ascomycota; Dothideomycetes; Dothideales; Saccotheciaceae
Exons: 1
Coding region: 1-918 (305 amino acids)
Source: RefSeq, a predicted model, not a curated record
AUGGCCAUCAAUAUCGCGCCGUCUACCGGUCCCAGUCCAUCGCCAAAGACAUCGGCAUCUCCUCCUCCUCUAUCAGAGUCCAUCUCCUCGUCAGCGGUGCGAUCGCCAUCACCACCGCCGCCACCUGCAAGCCCUCUCACGCCUCCGGCGCAACCAGCCAAGCUUGCUGCCCCAACUCAUACUCAUACACUGCCCACGCAACCACCACCACCCCCGGCGCACUUCAUAGAGCAGCCACCGUCGCUGCCCUUUUCCAGUCACGAAUCAAGCGAUGCCAUAGCCUUGCGCGCCGCCAUCUCUUCUCUCCAGUUUCAGCGUCUUCAGGCUCAACGCGACUUGCGCACUCUCGAGGACAUCAAGCGCCAGGCUAUUGAGCGCCCGGAAGAAUACCGUCAACAUGUGAUUGCAACCGCCCAAGCCAAGCUGUCACCUCCACCAUGGGCUAUCAAGGACACAUCAGAUCGAGACAUGGAAGACGAUGAGGACGACGUUGUGCCUGGCGCUUCUAGCGUAACUGGACAGGAUCCCUCUUCCACACAACGGGCAUCUGCAACCAAGCCUUAUCCAACCUCAUAUGGAUCCAUGCUGUCUUCACGACCAGUGGAAAGAUCAUCUCAGUCUUCUGGCUUCCCUGCUAUUCCUCUUCCGCAAGCUGUCGUUCGUUGUCCGCCUAUCGAGUGGGCCAAGUACAACAUCGUUGGCAAAUCUCUGGACAAGCUGCACCUCGACCAACAAACACGUCCUGGAGACGAUGCUUCAUCUCAGCGUGACAGUGUUGUCGCUGCCCCUUACAACCCCUUCCUGGACAAGCUAGAUUCACGACCUGUUCAGGAAGCCACCACCUCCACAAGAAAAGACAGUGGCUCUUCUGCCUCGGACCGGAAUUCCCACAGAAGACCCAGCAAGUCUGCCACAUGA